CUCUACACCGUCUCAUAUCUCAUCUUCUUCUCCAUUUGGGGAACAUUACUACGGCUCGGGAUCCAAUGGAGCACCUUCUACCCUGGCACCCCCAUCGUGACGCCAGCCGUGUGGGCGAAUUUCGGCGGAAGUCUCAUCAUGGGCUUCCUCCUCGAGGACCACAACCUCUUCCGCGACGUCUCCCGCACGAUCCUCUCCUCCGAGAAACCGCAGAACUGGGAAGACCUCAACGACAAGGACGAGCUCGCCAAGCAGAAGAAGCGCUCCCCGCUCUACAUCGGCCUGGCCGUCGGCUUCUGCGGCUGCCUCACCUCCUUCUCCGCCUUCGCCCGCGACAUCUUCCUCGCCCUGUCCAACGACCUCCCCACGCCCAACAGCCACCCCUUCGACACCGCGCCCCUGCCGACGUACUCCGCCGACCGCAACGGCGGCUACUCCGUCGAAGCCGUGCUCGCCGUCGUCUCCACCACCCUCGCCCUCUCCCUCGGCGGGCUCAUCGUCGGCGCCCACCUCGCGCAGUCCCUCGAGCGCCACCUCCCCGUCCUCCCACCGCUCCUCCUCCGGAAAGCCCUCGACCCCCUCAUGGUCUUCCUCGGCUGGGGCUGCUGGCUCGGCGCCGUCCUCCUCGCCAUCUUCCCCCCGAGCGAGGCCUGGCGCGGCGAGGUCCUCUUCGCGCUCGUCUUCGCGCCCGCGGGCUGCCUGCUGCGGUACUACUCCAGCAGCACGCUGAACUCCCUCGUCGUCACGUUCCCGCUGGGCACGUUCGCGGUCAACAUGUUCGGCUCCGCGGUCGAGGGGAUGGCGUACGACGUCCAGCACGUCGGGGUCGGCAUCAUGGGCCUGCCCGGCGGCGGACGCAUCGGCUGCCAGAUCCUGCAGGGGGUCAUGGAUGGCUUCUGCGGCAGCCUGACCACGGUCAGCACCUUCGUGGCGGAGAUCAGGGCCCUGCGCAGGAGGCACGCGUACACCUAUGCGCUCGUGAGCGUGCUGGGAUCGUUGGGCUUGAUGCUCGUCAUCAUGGGCAGCGUGAGGUGGACGGUGGGCUGGGGCGAGGCGGUCUGU
Molecule: messenger RNA, 1062 nt
Organism: Dissoconium aciculare CBS 342.82
Lineage: Eukaryota; Fungi; Ascomycota; Dothideomycetes; Mycosphaerellales; Dissoconiaceae
Exons: 1
Biological process (GO): fluoride transmembrane transport
Cellular component (GO): membrane
Molecular function (GO): fluoride transmembrane transporter activity
Source: RefSeq, a predicted model, not a curated record